This is a messenger RNA of Lytechinus variegatus (green sea urchin), 1618 nucleotides long. Its product is annotated as lactadherin-like. NCBI's taxonomy places the organism in Eukaryota, Metazoa, Echinodermata, Echinoidea, Temnopleuroida, Toxopneustidae. Bases 39 to 1511 code for a protein of 490 amino acids. The transcript has 7 exons. The record is from RefSeq and is a predicted model, not a curated record.
CUUUUCCACUUUCUCGAUGUUUUGUUUUAGGUGAAGUAAUGGCAACUCGACCAUUAGGUAUGGAAGAUAGAAGCAUUGCUGACUCCCAGCUCAGUGCGUCAUCAUGUUGGAAUACGAUACAGUGUGCGAGCACGGCAAGGUUAUUCAAUGAAUAUCAAGCAUGGUCACCAAAGAAAAAUGACAAGAAACCAUGGAUACAGGUUGACUUACGCCAGUCGUUUCGUCUAGAAGCCGUUCUGACUCAAGGUCGUGAUAAUGCCGAGAAUUGGGUGACGUCAUUCUUGGUGCCAUACAGUUUAGAUGGAUACUCCUGGACGUAUAGUCUAGGAAACGAUGGUCAACCUCAGGUUUUUAACAGCAAUCAAGAUCGAAACAGUCUGGUAGUGAACCCGUUCAGACCGGCGUUCGUCGCCCGAUUCGUUCGUAUCGAGCCUCUAUCAUGGCAUCAUCACGUCUCAUUGAGGUUUGAGCUGUUUGGUGCAGGUCCUAUACCAGUUGUACCGAAUACCCUGGGCCUGGAGGAUUAUCGAAUACCGGAUUCCGAACUUUACGCAUCCAGUUGCUACCACGAUCGCAACUGCGCCAAAUACGCGCGUCUCAACUUUGCUGGCGACGAACAAGGGGAAAACUCAAGAUACUCAGUGACGUCAUCGGAGAAACUCCCAGGCGCAUGGAUACCACGAUUUGACGAUCACAAUCAAUGGGUAGGAGUGGAUCUGGUAGAUAAAUACCGGGUGGUUGGUGUCAUCACGCAAGGAAGGCAAGACGCGGACCAAUGGGUGACGUCAUUUGCUGUAUCGCAUAGCAUGGAUGGCAAGUUGUGGUCGUUCAUACAGGAUUGUGGUCAUGAAGAGAAGAUCUACCAAGGAAAUCACGACCGAGCAACGCCCAUUAUCAACGUCUUUGAGACGCCAUUGACGGCCCGAGCAGUCAGGGUUCAUCCUAAGAGAUGGACCAGACAUAUUGCUCUCAGACUAGAACUCCUCGGUAAUGGACCAGUCGCAGAAGUUGGGGUUGACGAGAACAAGUUGGGCCUGGAAAGUGGCCGAAUACCCGAUUCGAGUCUCGCCGCUUCCUCGUGCAUCAGCGAUGACGCGUACUGUUCCGAAUCGGCGAGACUCAACCACGAGGUCGGAGGAUGGGUGCCUCGCAUCAAUGAUCUCGCUCAAUGGAUCCAGGUUGACCUCAUGGCUGUGUAUCGUUUGACGGGAGUUAUUACUCAGGGACGGAGUGAUGCCGCUCACUGGGUGACCCGGUAUACUGUCUGGACCAGCCAAGAGAGUAGAGGGAAUUGGAUCCCAGUGACCGAAUCGACAUGCGGAGAAGCAAAAGAGAUUAAAAUAUUCACUGGUAACUGCGACCAGUUCUCCCACUUCACCAACCGAUUCAAUCCACCCAUCCUGGCCCGUUACGUCCUGCUCGCUCCUGUAGCAUGGCAUGAUCACAUUGGUCUCAGAUUCGAACUCCUCGGCGAAGGCCCGUUCAUGUUACCCGAUGUCGCUGUCCACUGACUUACCUUACGACUGGUCCACGAACUGAGUUUGGGACAAAUUGAAUUCUGUUUAUUGUAUAAAAAUGUGAAUGAAAAGUAUAUUUUUAUCAGAGGUUCAUAUGAAUA